Messenger RNA from Amblyraja radiata (thorny skate), 2495 nucleotides. It is a transcript of the gene ikbip, whose product is annotated as IKBKB interacting protein. The record is from RefSeq and is a predicted model, not a curated record. Lineage: Eukaryota; Metazoa; Chordata; Chondrichthyes; Rajiformes; Rajidae. Bases 397 to 1602 code for a protein of 401 amino acids. The transcript has 3 exons.
AAGCUUUUCGGAAUUAGUAAGCGUCCAAUUUCAAGUGAAGAAUCACCCAACUUCCAGUCUCAUUCCUCGAAUAAAAGUACCCACACACUCAAAACUUCGCUACAGCCGUUGCAUUUAGGAAAGGGUAGAGCGGGUUUAGACAUAUGCGCUGGUUUUCUUUCGCCGCCGCCCCGUCAGCCGAGUUUGGCGCGACAUCCACGCCAAAGUUACUGAUCCACGCUGCAUCCUGGAAUUUACCAUUAGCACCAGGGAGGUUGAAACAUCCCGCCGACCGCGGCAGCGGCUUCUAGACUGAAGGCUCUGUCACUGGUCAUGUGCCACUGGUCACUGUUCAGAGGUGCUCAAAGGGAACUCGCAAUUCAAAUAAAAUAACAACCUUCUUCAUUGGACAGGGGAAUGGCACGGGCGUGUGGUGAGGACCCCUCUUUCCUGGCGUCUCUGGAGUUGGGAGUAGGGAGGGAGAAGUUUGAGCGCCUUUCCGCUGCCGGGAGAGGGGGCGACAGCACAAAAAUGUCGAGUGAAGUCAAGCAAAGGAAGAAACCGGCGGCUGGCAACAAGCAAGGCGACGCGGUGAAGGAACAGAAUGUGAAAGGGAUGGCGUCGGAGGAGCCGGGGAAGAAGCCGGAGCCCGAGUGCGAUCGGCGCAAGGAAGGCAGCAGCCGGAGAACAGACUUGAGGAGCGGUCUGUUUCUGCUCUCGCUGAUCGCCAGCGCGGUGCUCGCAGGGGCUAUGUUUCAGCAGUCAGCUAACUUUGCUGAUCUGGAGCAGAAGUACCAGCAGCUCUACACAAAAUCUCUCGCUGCCCAGGCCUUGGGAGACGAAGUUAGCAAAGUUUCAAAGAAGUGUGAAAGUGCACAAGAAAUCAUGGACAAACUUAAAGACCAUUCGCUGCUAAAACAAGUUGAAAAUCUGCAGGCGGAAAUUAGGAAAAUGAAGAUUUGGUCAACGUCCAUCACCGACAAAAGAAAUGAAUUGGAUGAAAAAUUAGUUUCUCUUUCUGAUACCAUUGAAAGGAUAGAAAAGAGUACGGCUCAAAUAUCAAAUGAUGUCACCACAAAGCUUUCAAGUGUCAGAACGGAUAUUCGACGGAUAUCUGGUCUGGAUUCGGAUAUUAGUUUACUGAAGGAUUCCCUGCAUGAACUGGAAACUAAAGUAACUAGUGUAGAGAAGACAGCCAUCCACAACAUAGGGGACUUAAUUGCAACUAGUGUUGAUAGAGUCACACAACUGAAGAAUUUGGUAUCUAGAAACACAGACAAAAUUGUAAUUCUGCAGAAGAAGUUGACUGAAUUAAAGGCCGAAGAUGAUAAACUUUCGGACAGAAUUUUUAGUUUGGAAAAUAGUCGAGCUAAACUUCUGAAAGCAGUUAUGUUUGCUAAUGAUCUUAAACCUAAAAUUUUUAACCUAAAAAAGGAUUUCUCUCUCAUCGAGCCACAAAUGAAUGAUAUUAUUGGAAGGAUUGGUCGGAUUUCUUCUGAUUUGCAGAAAAGAAAUGUGGAAAUUGUCAACUUGAGAAAAGAAAUAACUAACUGCACUGUAAAUUCAAAUGAAAAUCAGGGGACAAAAGAUCAACAAAGUCAGGUUACUGCAAUGGAACAGUAAUUGUAUAUUUCCACAUCAGGAGGCUAAGUUAUAGAAUAAUCUGAAUUGUCAGUAAUUUAUAUUCUUGUCAAACCUUUUUGUUUUCUGUUAUUACUGAGAUCAGGUCAUGCUGAUAUCUGGCAAUUAUUUAGUUCAUUUACUACUAUGUUAAUGUACAAUGAUGAAACUCUCAGAGAGAACAUUGGAGUGACAUUCCUUCAACAAGCUACAGACAUUUGGAAUUUAUACAGAUACAUUUUGCUGAAUAAAUUAUGUUUCUUUAAAAUGUUUCACAUCUAUAUAACUGUAUCAUUUUUGUUAGAUUAUUAUCGUGUCGGUGUUUACUAAACAUUUUAUAUUGUUUAUUUUGAUAUUAGUUUUGGAAGUAACACAUUGUUAAAUAAUGAGAAUAAUCAGUAGCCACGUUAGGUCCACGAAUAGAAAAUUCCUGAGCUUCCUCUUUCUGCUAUUCUAUCAGAAAUGCUGUUGUUUCCUACAAAUGUGUUAACAUUACUACAUAACUGUAGUGAGAUGGAUUGGACAGAUUAGUUUGAUGUUUGUGUGCUUGUUACUUCAUAAAGUAGUUUAUGUGGCCAGAGUUGCUGAUAAUUGAGCCUCAACUUUUUAUAGUUCUUGGAAUUUGAUCAACCUUCAUCAUUCAAGUAAAUCAGCGGGAGGUAUGCAAGUGUGGUUGUUCAUAAAGUUUUUAGUUGCUUUUGUGGUAAAAUGCCCUAAAUUAUCUUAUUUCUUCAGCAUAAUAUGAAGAAUCUCAGGUGAAGAACUGUAAAUGUAACUCCUGGUUAAUAGUGAUCUGCAUUGCCUCAUGUUAGAAUGCUGUUAUGCUUUGCCAAAUGGUGUCACAAUUAUUGUCUUUUUAAUGGUUUAAAAAUAAUAAAUACGAUAAUAUAAUUUAA